AUGCGCAAGGUUGUUCAAUCAUCAAUUUAUGAGAGAGGCGAGGCUUGGAAGAGAGCCAUUCGUCGCAUCCGCGGUCUCCAAGCCGAUGGACAAACAUCACAAUUUAAUUUGGACGAUGUUAGGAAUGUCAUUCGUGGCGCCAAAUCAUCCAAGGCGUUGGGCCCCUACGGAAACUCUACACUAACUCUGAAGAAUCUGGAUCUACCCGGAGUCAACUCUUACACAUUCUCCCCACAUGCCACAGCAAUAUGCAAAAAGAUCGAAAGUAGAAACAAGAUCCUCAAGUCUCUUUCCGGCAGUACUUGGGGUGCUGACAAAGAAACCUUAAUGACCACUUACAAAGCCAUAUUGGCCGCUCUGUGCAAUUUAGAAAUUUCGCUUCAAUUUUCUGUGGUUGCUGUGAACAACAACAACAUCAGCAGCGAUAUAAGUUGUAGUUGUUUGUUCACUUUCCGAAAACUCAAACACAAAUCAUGUCGUACAUUUCCGGUUGAACACCACAAAGCGAAGAUUGUGGUCUCUGGCAAUCAUCAUGAAAAUGAUGCCACCGCCAAUGAUGCUGAUAAUGCCAGUGGCCUUACGCUGUUACCGUAUGAACCACAAAUGGUGCGCUACAUAAACGAUUCGUUCAUGGUUCUGUGCCGUAGUCCAACACCGGAUGCCAAGCUACACUGGAAAUCGCCCAAAGGUGAAACAAUCAAAGAGCACAAAGGACGCAUUCAUAUCGAAGCAAGCUCCAAAACAGCAGAAUUGAAAUUGGUUUUUAUGCAUCUCACAUUGGACGAUAAAGGCAAUUGGUCGUGUGUCGAUGCUGAGGGUGCCAAGACUGGAAAUAUGUUUGAUUUAAUAGUCUAUCAGAAAAUUACAUUUACGGAAAAUACGUCCGUUUUAACGGUCAAAGAAGGCGAAAACACCACAAUUUGGUGUGAAGUUACUGGUGAACCUCAGCCCAACAUUACGUGGUAUUUCAAUGGCGAAUUCAUACCCAACAUUGAGAAUGCAGCCAAAUUCAGAUAUUUGGGUGAUGGAUUAAGUGUCAGCGCAGUUACGCAAAAUGAAACUGGUGAAUAUACGUGUCGUGCUUACCAAGUCAGCAGCAUUGCAUCAGAUAUGCAGGAACGAACCAUUCUGAUGAAAAUCGAACACAAGCCCAUAUGGACACAUCCGGAAGUGCCAAACGAUCAUUAUGCAUAUUUUAGUGGGACUACGCAAUUUGUGUGUGAAACCCAGGCCGAACCAGCAGCCAAUUUUACAUGGUAUCGUGGCAAAAACAAAAGCAAAAUCACCAACGACAAACACUAUCACAUCGAACACGAUAAUCACAUUUCCAUACUGCACAUCAAUGCAUCACACGAACGGGUAUUCGACACCUACCGAUGUAAGGCCAAAAAUCACUUGGGUUCCAUUGAACGCUCGAUGACAUUGAGACGUGGCGAGAAGCCACCAAAACCACUUCCCUUGGCCUUGCGUGGCCUCAACUCACACACAUUCGAUAUCGAGUUGACGACCCCCAAGAAUGUCUCCACCGAGAUGCCAGUGAACGGCUACCGCAUCGAGUACAUCACAGAAUUUCAGUUCACCAAAGAUCUGCACACCUGGACCAAUGCCAAGCACAAAGAUUACGCUUAUGCCAGUGGUGCCACUUUCUUGCUUAACAAUCUGGAGGAAAACACCACUUAUAUGGUACGUGCUGCCUCGCGUAAUGCGGCCGGUUUCAGUGAUUGGACAGACUUUGAAACAUUACGCACGAGGUUCAAUCAGACCAGUGGCUCAUCAUGCAGUGUUUGCUCAUCUUUCACCCACAUUUUGUGUUUCGUUUUGAUAGCCUUAAUGUUAAGCUCUGAUCUAACAUUGGCCAAUCCCGUACGAACCAUUUUCCAGGGUGUUCGUUUCCAGGCCACAACGUCAAUUGCAGCUCAGGGGAUUUUGGGUGCUGACGUUGGCCGCUUGUGAGUUCAUCGUCUUCGACAGACGACCAUCAGCAUCACCACCAACAACUUCAGGCGACAGCGAUUGCUGUUUACUUUUAAUUUUAAGUGACCGAACAAAAACGCUUAGUCCAGUAUUUUCUGUCUUUGUGCGGCCUUUAAGUCCUUGUGGUUUUUUGAAGUCCUGUUUUUCGUUUUGCUUUUUGCUUUUUGGAAUCUUUUUUAUGUUUGUUGAUUUUUGCCUUUAGUUUGCUUUAAGUCUUCUGUUUUUCUCAUAGUUGGCCAACUGCAAAAGUGCGAUUGUAGGCGAUGAAGAUGUGGAAAAGACUUGGUGAACUCUUAUAAUUUUUUUUUUUGUUAAUCUUUAGUAUAUCCUUUUUGGUUCUGUUGCUUAAAUUAGGUCAGUUUUAUAUGCUCUUUGCUACCAUCAAGAAAAUAUUUAAUAAGUAAAUGAAUGUUUUUUUUUUUGCAUUUGUGUCAAGAGGGCAAAAUUCAAUUACAUUUUUUAGGCUCUGUAACAUGCGUCUGAGGUUGCCAGUAAAUGUGAAUUGCAAAUUCUGUAAGGACGAGUUAUGUGCUGACUUGAACAUAAAGAGACUGUAUAAUAAGAGAGUGCAAAUUGGAACUGUUAUGGUUAUUGCAUAAAGACUUACUGUUUCAAUUUGUAUAAACUUUUUAAUGUAGUUCAUCCAUGUCUGGUCAUUGAUUACGGAUGCAAUGGCUUAAACACAAUAAUCCAUCACUCGCAUUCCUACUUGUAUCUUACUUAACACUCUAGUGACCAGAGACUGCAUCCAUAGUAAGGAUUCCACAUAUAAACUUCUUCUCUGUUCAUCAAAUCAACAGGAAGAGUCGCGUCACUUUGCUCUUUAAUAUCUUACUUAGUCCAAAGUAGCAUCGAUAAGCCAAAAUUAUUCUUAUUUUGAUCUCGAAACUGAUAUGCAUAUAACUCAGAUGCCUGCCCCCACGGUCCAAAUCUAUGCGCCCCAUGGGCGAUACGGAGCGAACUUUUCGGUCUGACAUGAUUGUUCUUCAGAAUUCAAGAUUUCUUGCUUCUUUUUUUUAUUUUUAUACCCUCCACCAUAGGAUGGGGGUAUACUAAUUUCGUCAUUCUGUUUGUAACUCCUCGAAAUAUUCGUCUAAGACCCCCUAAAGUAUGUAUGUUCUUGAUCGUCAUAACAUUUUUUGUCGAUCUAAAUAUGUCCAUCCGUCUAUCCCUCUGUCCGUCCGCCCGUCUGUCUGUCGCACGCUUACUUUCGAAGGAGUUACGCUAGCCGCUUGAAAUUUUGCACAAAUACUUCUUAUUAGUGUAGGUCGGUUGGUAUUGUAAAUGGGCCAUAUCGGUCCAUGUUUUGAUAUAGCUGCCAUAUAAACCGAUCUUGGGUCUUGACUUCUUGAGCCUCUUAGAGUGCGCAAUUCUUAUCCGAUUGGAAUGAAAUUUUGCACGACGUGUUUUGUUAUGAUAUCAAACAACUGUGCCAACUAUGGUCUGAAUCGGUCUAUAUCCUGAUAUAGCUGCCAUAUAAACCGAUCUUGGGUCUUGACUUCUUGAGCCUCUAGAUGGCGCAAUUCAUAUCCGAUUUGAAUGAAUUUUGGCACGACGUGUUUUGUUAUGAUAUCCAACAACUGUGGCAAGUAUGGUUGAAAUCGGUUUAUAACCUAAUAUAGCUGUCAUAUAAACCGAUCUGGGAUCUUGACUUCUUGAGCCUGUAGAGGUCGCGAUUAUUAUCCGAUUUGGCUGAAAUUUUGUACAACGGAUUCUCUCAUAAUCAUCAAUAUACGUGUUUAUUAUGGUUUGAAUCGGUCUAUAGCCCGAUACAGUUCCCAUAUAAAUCGAUCUCUCUAUUUUAUUUCUUGUUUUUUUUAAUUUCCCCAUGUGUAAACCACCAUUCGUCAUAAUCCGGUGAAAAAUGCAUAAUGUAUGCCCCCAUAGCAGUUAUAUUGAAAUAUGGUUCGAUUUGGACCAAAUUCGGCACGGACAUUGAGUGGUCUAAUAAGUACAAGUCAUUGUUAAAUUAGAUAGCUAUAUACAAAUAUAAACCGAUUUGGACCAUGUACUACACGGAUGUCAAGAAUCGCCACUGUGUCAAAUUUCAGCGAAAUCGUAUAGUAAAUGUGCCUUUUAUCUUUUAUCUGGACCAAUCUGGACCAAAUUGAAGAGGGAUGCCGAAGGGCCUAACACAACUCACUGUCCUAAAUUUCAGCGAAAUCGGACAAUAAAUGCGAGUUUUAUGGGCCCAUAACCUUAAAUCGAGAUAUCGGUCUAUAUGACAGCUAUAUCGAAAUCUGAUCUGGGACAAAACACAACUCACUGUUCCAAAUUUAGGCGAAAUCGGACACUAAAUUCGUAUUUUAUGGGCCCAAUACCUUAAAUCUAGAGAUCGGUCUAUAUGGCCGAUCUUAGCCAAAUUUAAGGAGAAUGUCGAAGAAUCUAACAAAACUCACCGUCACAAAUUUCAGCGAUAUCGGACAAUAAAUGCACCUUUUAUGGGCCCAAGGCCUUAAAUCGAGAGAUCGGUCUAUAUGGCAGCUAUAUCGAAAUCUGAUCUGGAACAAAUUAAAGAAGGGAUGUCGAAGGGCCUAACACAACUUACUGCCCCAAAUUUCGGCGAUAUCGGACAAUAAAUUCUUCUUUCAUGGGCCCAAGACCUUAAAUCGAGAGAUCGGUCUAUAUGGCAGCUAUAUCGAAAUCUCUACCGAUCUAAAUCAUAUUGCAGAAAAUUUUCGAGGGGCCUAAUACAACUCACUGUCCCAAAUUUCAGCAAAAUGUAAUAAUAAGUGUGGCUUUUAUGGGCCUAAGACCUUAAAUCGGGGGAUCUGUCUAUAUGGAGGCUAUAUCAAGAUGAAGGCCGAUAUAGCCCAUCUUCGAAUUUAACAAAAAGAGAAUCUGUGCAAAGUUUCAGCUCAAUAUCUUUUUUUUUUAAAGACUGUAGCGUGAUUUCAACAGAAAGACGGACGGAUAUGGCUAGAUCGUCUUAGAUUUUUACGACGAUGUGUUGCAACCGAAAUGACAAAAUGAAUAUACCUCCAUCUUUCGGCGGUGGGUAUAAAAAAUUGUCAGUACUAUCAAGAGUUAAGAAGAAAUAUAUCAAAACUAUCAAACUAUCGAUAGCUUACCAGCUCUAAAUCGUCCUAAGGACGUUUUGACGUAGAGAUGGGUUUCUACCGGGUAAAUACCCAAUGCCAUAGGAUGGGGUAUAUUAAUCUAGUCAUUCCAUUUGUAACAUGUCGAAAUAUUCGUCUUAGACCCCAUAAAGUAAAUAUAUUCUUGAUCGUUUCGACGUUUUGAGUCGAACUCGCCAUGUCCGCCCGUCCGUCUAUCGAAAUCACGAUAGCGAUCGGACGCGUAAAGCUAGCCGCUUGAAAUACACACAGAUACUUCUUAUUGAUGCAGGUCGUUGGGAAUUGCAAGUUGGCCAUAUCGGUUCAGAUUUGGAUAUAGCUCCCACAUAAGCCGAUCUCAAAAUUUGACUUCUUGAACCCCUGGAAGCCGUAAUUUUUGUCCUUCCUCGAUGCCUACCACAAUAUCUCAGAAGUUUGGUCAAAAUCGAUUCAGAUAUAGACGUAGCUCCCAUAUAUAUGUUCGUCAGACUUUGGGUAAUUCGCAAUAACCGUAGUUAUUAAAUUUUGAACAUAUUUGCUUAGUUCGAAAUUUUUAUGGGGAUUUUAAUGACCCAUCUGAAAACAUCCGCGGAGGUCCAUCAAAAUUGGUUCAGAAUUGGAUAUAGCUCCCACAUUGUACUUAUAGGGCAGGUGUAAGGUAUUAUACAGUCGGCACCGCCCGACUUUUGCCUUUCCUUAUUGGUUUUACUAGUUUUUAUACCCUCCACCAUAGGAUGGGGGUAUACUAAUUUCGUCAUUCUGUUUGUAACACCUCGAAAUAUGCGUCUGAGACCCCAUAGAGUAUAUAUAUUCUUGAUCUUCAUGUCAUUUUAAGUCGAUCUAGCAAUGUCCGUUCGUCUGUCUGUUGAAAGUACGCUAACUUUCGAAGGAGUAAAGCUAGUCGUUUGAAAUUUUGCACAAAUACUUUUUAUUAAUGUAGGUCGGUUGGGAAUGUAAGCGGGCCAAAUCGGUACAUGAUUUGAUGUAGCUGCGAUAUUAACCGAUCUUGAGUCUUCAUUUCUUAAGACCCCAGAGGACGCAAUUCUCAUCCGAUUUGGUUGAAAUUUUGCACGUGGUUUUUUGGUAUCACUUCUAACAACUGAGCUAAGUAUGAUUCAAAUCGGUUCAUAAUCUGGUAUAACUAAACCGACCUUGGAUCUUGACUUCCCGAGCCCAUAGAGCGCGCAAUUCUCAUCCGAUUAGGCUAAAAUUUUACACGACGUAUUUUCUUAUGACUUCCAACAACCGUGCUAAGUAUGGCGCAAAUCGGUACAUAACUUGAUAUAGCUGCCAUAUAAACCGAUCUGGGGUCUUGACUUCUUGAGCCACUAGAGGACGCAAUUCUCAUCCGAUUUGGUUGAAAUUUUGCAUGAGGUGUUUUGUUAUGACUUCCAACAACUGUGCUAAGUAUGGUGCAAAUCGGUACAUAACCUGAUAUAUCUGCUAUAUAAACCGAUCUGGGAUCUUGACCUCUUGAGCCUCUAGAGGGCGCAAUUUUCCUCCGAUUUGGAAGACAUUUUGUACAACGGCUUCUCUCAUGACCUUCAACAUACGUAUCUAAUAUGAUCUGAAUCGAUCUAUAGCUUGAUACAACUCCUAUAUAAACCGAUAUCCCGAUUUUGCUCCUUGAGCCCCUACAGUGGGCAAUUCUUAUCUGAAUGGACUGAAAUAUUACACAAUGACUUGUACAAUGUUGGAGGCUACUGUAGCGCAUAGGUUAGCAUGUCCGCCUACGACGCUGAACGUCUGGGUUCGAAUCCUGAUGAGACUAUCAGAAAAAAAUUUGAACGGUGGUUUUCCCCUCCUAAUGCUGGCAACAUUUGUGAGGCACUACGCCAUGUAAAACUUCUCUCCAAAGUGGUGUCGCAUUGCUUCACGCCGUUCGGACUCGGCUAUAAAAAGGAGGCCCCUUAUCAUUGAGCAUAAAACUUGAAUCAGACUGCACUCAUUGAUAUGUGAGAAGUUUGUCCCUGUUUCUUAGUGGAAUGUUCAUAGGAAAAAUUUGCAAAAAUUUGCUUCUACAAUGUUCAGCAUUCAUUUAUGGUCCGAAUCGGACUAUAACUUGAUAUAGCUCCAAUAGCACAACAGUUCUUAUUCAAUAUUCUUUGUUUGCCUAAAGAGAGAUACUGCGCAUAGAACUCGACAAAUGCGAUCCAUGGUGGAGGGUAUAUAAGAUUCGGCCCGCGCCGAACUUAGCACGCUUUUACUUGUUUUUUUUUUCGAUUUUAUCCCACUUUGCGCCGGGCGAAUAGGUAGCAUUCGAUUGAGGUGUUUGCGCUUUCCACCAACAUGGUGAUUUGAAUUUUAACAAGAAUAUGAGAGACAGUGGUAUCCCCAAAUUAAUGCUAAUGGCAUAUAUGUGGCCUUGUAAGACUGCUUUCAGACUCGGGUAUACUCGUCAACAAAAAGUCUACUAUGAUCGAGCUAAAACUAUAUAAGGUCGGUACUCAAGGAAAUAAUAGAAGUCUUCCCUCUGCUCCUUAAUACAGUAAUUGAGACAGAAAUGCAUACUAAUAACCAAUUCCUUUUUGUCAUUGGAUAUCUCGGUUUAGGAUUACUUUGCCAUCAUAAUCCUGCCUGUACUGAGGAUUAUCAAAAUGACAUUCUUUUGCUUUAAAUAUUGAUUUUCUUUUCUUUGUUGUUUUUUUUGAAAACCCUAAGCUUCUGUUAACAUAAACUGCAAUUCACAUUUAAUUGGUGGUCAGCAGACUUAACACAUAUUAAGGAAACCUUUGAAGAAAUCACUUUUCAACUACUAAUGACACUUUUAAAAUGUCAAAAAUGUAUUCAUAGGACAUAAUUAAACAAACAUACCUACAUACAAACGAUAUGAUAA
This is a messenger RNA of Stomoxys calcitrans (stable fly), 7866 nucleotides long. It is a transcript of the gene fipi, whose product is annotated as neural cell adhesion molecule 2. Bases 1 to 1953 code for a protein of 650 amino acids. NCBI's taxonomy places the organism in Eukaryota, Metazoa, Arthropoda, Insecta, Diptera, Muscidae. The transcript is spliced from 9 exons. Gene Ontology annotation, cellular component: neuron projection. The record is from RefSeq and is a predicted model, not a curated record. Gene Ontology annotation, molecular function: protein binding.